This is a messenger RNA of Lates calcarifer (barramundi perch), 5925 nucleotides long. It is a transcript of the gene lrig1, whose product is annotated as leucine-rich repeats and immunoglobulin-like domains 1. The record is from RefSeq and is a predicted model, not a curated record. Gene Ontology annotation, molecular function: protein binding. NCBI's taxonomy places the organism in Eukaryota, Metazoa, Chordata, Actinopteri, Centropomidae. The transcript has 18 exons. The coding region runs from base 858 to 4004 and encodes 1048 amino acids.
CUACGGAACGAUCACCCAAGAAAAAAGGAAAAGUAACUCAAGAAAGGAAAAAACUCAUGGUGGUGGUACACGGUCGGAAGGAGGGGGGGACUCUAUUUUACUAUUAAUCGGUUCGUCGAGAUUUUGUGACCACAGACUGCACCUGAUAAGCUGCUGGUUGAGUUCCUCUGGAGCGAGUGUGUUAUUUCAAACUUGGAUUUAUUUGGCCACAGCGGCGAAGUGCUGUUGAGAUUUGGACGAUACGCUGCGGCGCUCGGCUUGAGAGACCAACGCUGGAGUUUUCGGCACUGUUCCUGCGGGACUUAACUUAUUUACUACAUCCUCAACUUUGUGGUGGACAUUGUACAACACCACCAGAAGUCAUCGGGUAACCGUUUUGCCAAGUUUGAAACAGUUUUGCUGCUGCUCCGUUGAUCAACAGUUAUUUUGAGAGCUGUCCGGGCGCACUGUUUCCUUUAACAUUUUGCCGUUGCAUGUUUUCAGUCAUGUCACCACAAGCCGUGGUCCUACCGAGAAAGUAGUUUUUAGCCUGUUUAAGGACACACUUUAAAAACUCCUAAGUUCAGGGCGACACACAAAGUUCGCUGUAACCUACUGUGAAUCUCAUUUGAUUUUUUUUUUUAUCCCGCGUCAGACACCAGAGGAGAAAGUUGGACUGGGAACUUGUGUCCUAAAUGACUGUUUUGGGGAUGGAAAGCGUUUUAUUACACCACAAUUGUUUGUACUAGCCUCUGCAUGUCAAGAAGACUAUUAAUGUGCUAUAAAAGUCACCCAUUCUUCCUGAAACUACAUUAAUAUUCCAAUUUGUGGGUAAGAGGAGAGAGCUCAGCGGCCGCUCUAUUAAAACUGGAUACAAAAUGGCGGCGUCCCUGGGACGAUUUGGAUAUGUUUCUCGUUGUGUUUUUUAUUUAAUUUUGACGGUCGAACUAUUUAACAGUUAUGGAUUGAGUUCAGACUUGCCGUGUGCCCAGAACUGUACCUGCGACGGAGAUUCAGUGGACUGUAGCAAUCUGGAGCUGACAGCUACGCCUCUGGACCUUCCAGCCCGGACUGUUUCCUUAAAUCUCGGCCACAACAAACUGACCACCAUCAGCGUUGAAGCCUUAGCCAACUUGCCCAACUUGAGAGAGCUGCGGCUGGACCACAAUGAGCUGACCUCCAUACCAGAUUUAGGACAGGCUGCUUCCAAGAUUGUAUUGCUCUACCUACAUCACAAUAAGAUCCGCAGUAUUGAUGGCAGGCGGACCAGAGAGCUGGUGUCUGUGGAAACUCUGGACCUGAGUAAUAAUGACAUCACCGAGCUACGAGGGCACUGCUUUCCUGCUGGCCUCCAAAUCCGAGACCUGUACCUGAGCAACAACAAGAUCAGCGUGUUAGAGCUCGGAGCUCUGGACCAUCUGGGCUCAACACUACAGGUCCUGAGACUGAGCCGAAACCGCAUCAGCCAGAUCCCCGUGAGAGCCUUCCAGCUCCCAAGGCUCACCCAGCUCGAGCUGAACAGGAACCGCAUUCGUCAGGUGGAGGGUCUGACCUUCCAGGGUCUGUCCAGCUUAGAGGUGCUCAAGCUGCAAAGAAACAGCAUCAGCAAGCUGACUGACGGAGCGUUCUGGGACCUGGCAAAGAUGAAAGUCCUUCACCUGGACUACAAUAGUCUGACAGAGGUGAACAGUGGCUCCCUGUAUGGCCUGAGUUCCCUUCAGCAGCUAUUCCUCAGCAACAACUCCAUAGCCCGCAUCAAUCCUGAUGGAUGGAAGUUCUGCCAGAAGCUGAGGGAACUCAAUCUGUCGCACAACAACUUGACUCGUCUGGAUGAAGGCAGCCUGGCUGUGCUGGGGGAUCUCCACACCCUCCGUCUGGGCCACAACUCCAUCAGCCACAUCACCGAGGGAGCCUUCAGAGGCCUCAAGGCCGUACGCGUCCUGGAGCUGGACCAUAACGACAUCUCGGGCACAAUAGAGGACACCAACGGGGCCUUCUCUGGAUUGGACAGCCUCAACAAGCUGACUCUGUUUGGAAACAAGAUCAAGUCGGUGGCCAAGAAAGCCUUCUCUGGCCUGGAGACCCUGGAACACCUGAACUUGGGAGAGAAUGCUAUUCGUUCCAUCCAGCCCGAUGCCUUCAGUAAGAUGAAGAACCUCAAAACCCUUUUUAUUCAGAGCGACAGCUUCCUGUGCGACUGCCAGCUCCACUGGCUACCUGACUGGUUGGUGACACGUGGUUUGCAGGCCGGUGUCAAUGCCACCUGUGCCCACCCGGAGAGCCUUAAGGGCACCAGCAUCUUCCAGGCCCCUUCCAGCAGCUUUGUCUGUGACGACCUCCCAAAGCCCGAGAUCACGGUGCAGCCGGAAACCACAGUGACAGUCCUUGGUAGCGACGUGCGUCUCACCUGUAUGGCCGCCAGCAGCAGCUCCUCCCCCAUGACCUUUGCGUGGCGCAAGGACCAGGAGCUGCUUCGACACGCCGACACGGAGAACUACGCCCACGUGCGAGCCCACCACCACCAAGGCACGACAUCCGAUGCACCCGGUGCGGGCGGAGGCGUGAUGGAGUACACCACUAUAUUGCACCUGCGGCGCGUCACCUUCGCACACGAGGGCCGUUACCAGUGCAUCAUCACCAACCAUUUUGGCUCCACCUACUCCAGCAAGGCACGCCUCAUCGUCAACGUUCUCCCAUCCUUCGUGAAAACUCCCAAGGACAGCACCAUCAGGACGGGCCACACGGCCAGGCUGGAGUGCGCCGCUGAGGGUCACCCGGCACCUCAGAUCGCCUGGCAGAAGGACGGCGGCACGGACUUCCCGGCCGCCCGCGAGCGCCGAAUGCACGUCAUGCCUGACGACGACGUGUUUUUCAUCAUGGACGUCAAGCCGGAGGACAUGGGCGUGUACAGCUGCACCGCUAAAAACACAGCCGGCACGAUUUCUGCCAACGCCACCCUCACCGUGCUGGAAACCCCCCACCUAGCCCAGGACCUGGAGGACCGCAGUGUGGUGGUCGGGGACACUGUGGCCCUGCAGUGCAAGGCACUGGGCAGCCCGCCGCCCCGCAUCACCUGGCUGCGCAACGACCAGCCCCUGCGCCCCUCCGACAGGCACCACUUCACCCCGGGGAACCAGCUGCUGGUCAUCGGAUCCGCCUCGCUGGAGGACGCCGGCCGCUACACCUGCCUCAUGUCCAACACGCUGGGCACGGAGCGCGCUCACAGCCAGCUGGUGGUGACGCAGCGCAGAAGCCCCUGCGCCUCGACGUCGGGCCCCAGCACGGUCACGAUAGGGAUCAUCGUCAUCGCCGUGGUGACGAGUAUAGUGGUGACGUCGCUGGUGUGGGUGUGCAUCAUCUACCAGACCAGGAAGAAGAGCGAGGAGUGCAGUGUCACCAACACAGAUGAGACGAUAGUUCCUCCAGACGUGCCCAGUUACCUCUCCUCCCAGGGCACUCUGUCCGAGCGGCAGGAUGUGUGCAUCCGCGUGGAGGCCGGCGGUGGACCGCAGCCCAACGGACACGUCGUGGACACCACAGGUUUCGACGGUGCAGUAGUGUGUACGGAUUGUAUGGAGAACAGCAACAGCUACUCCAAAGAUCCCGACUACCUGUCGCACAGCUUUUGCCCCGCUGGAGGCAGUGAGUACCAGCAGCACUCUGUUCCCCCGCCUUAUUCUCAUCUCUAUCACCCAGUGGAGCAUCAUGAACCGGUGUCACACACAACCCCGCUCUGCAACGGGACACCCAACGGGAUCCGGAAGGACAUUCAGGGAUCCACGUUUCCAAAAAACUACAAUACGUUACAACACGAUAGAAAAGCGAGCAGAACAGGACAGACGCCGGCUUGCUCUCCCUCGCAGGAAGAGUCCUUCCACAAGCCGGUGAAGCUGAGCGGCGUGACGGGCCACGGCCGCUCCGACACGGACUGUGAGCCUGAGCUCAGGCAGACUCUGCUGUCCAACGGACACACCCUCAGAGCCUCUCAGAAUGAGAGCACCCCCCUAAGAAGAGCCAGCGACUAGCAGGCGCUGCAUACAGCCCCAAAAUGUGGACUCGCAAGUAGAUGAGUGAACUUUUUUUUUUUUUUUUUUUUUUUUUUUGCACUGGGAAAUAAACUGCUACCUCAUACCGAGGCGAUUGAUCCUGAGCCUCCUGGAUGUGGACUGACAGGGAGUGCCAGGAAAAAAGGGGAAAAACGCAGGGGGCAUCCGGAGUUUGAAGGUGGAGCUUGAGUGGGUGGCGUCCCAUCUGAGCGUAUCAGCUGUACAUAGUUAAAACCUUCUCUUGGGAGGUGACCAAUAAAAAUUCUAGCUCCAAAAAAAUGUGACUCGCAUUUGAAGCAUGUAAAUGUAGGGAAUCUUGUACAGUGUAUGUAUGUGCAGGGGCAAAAAAAAGAGAACUAUACCUUUGGACAUUUGUCUGUACAUAAGAGUUUUCUUAUAUUAUAUAUUAUAUAACUUUUACAAAAGAGUAUUUGAAUUUAUGUGCAUGACAAAGAAAGGAGUGAUGGUAUUUUUAUUUUUCUUCAAAAAAAAAAAAACAGCCUUUUCAGCUUUUACCAACAUUCAGCUGCGGUGCCUUAUUGCAUGAUCAAAGAAAACUCAACUUGUAAUAGCAUAUAUCAAGAGACUUUUUGUGAGAGAUACUGGUACACUCUUUAUAGCAAACAAAACAAAACACUUGAUUGCACUUGAAUGUUUUUUUUUCUUUUUCAACAAUUGCUGCCAACCAUGGCCUUACAGAAACACAAUUCACACUUGUUAUUGUAUGAAGGAAGAGCUUUGAUGUAAAUUAUUUUGGUACGUCAGAUAGUUCAAGGUGGGAUAUCUGUGGGAGGUCAGUUAAAGCACUUUUUAAUACUCACUUCGUAAACAUGCAGAUUGCGUACAUGAUAUCUGCCAAUAGGAACGCAGGAACCUCCUCUGUUGUGAGGAGACAUUCCACAUAUUUUGACACGGUAAUCAUACUGUAACAUUAAGGCUCUUCCACCUGUUUCACAACACUACGUUACUGCGAAGCUGCUCUGAGCUGGCCGGGAGAAACGAUUCUUCUCUUACUCGGGUUAGGUUCUUUAUUUGUCCAGGGAAGUGACUUUGGCACAAGUUUGCAACCAAACGUCAGCUAACAGCUGUAAUACGGAGCUGUGGUUGUAUCUUCUAAAGCUGUAAAAGCCAGUAAUGAUCUCUCAGUAUGGACACAGGACAUGAAAUAUAUCAGACAUGGUAAUUGGCCGAAUGCUUAACUAAACAAUUCUUACGCUUUGAAUUUUAAAGAAAAGAUGGAGAAUCAGGGACAAUGAUGUAUUGUGUCAUUAUGUUACUGCUGUAAUGUGCCUCAAGAUCCACCAUUGUGCUUUCAGGAGCAAAUGGCCAGUAUUCCACCUCUGUCACACCACCACAUUGUUAACAAUAACUUUUCUCAGCAUCACUACGGUUGAAUAACGUUUCAUGCUUGAGGUAACUAAAGGUGCGGCUCGAUGCUGUGAAAUGUGCUCUAACCAAACUUGGAGGAAUAAUGCAGUCAGACGCUCUCCCGCCCCCCGCGAACUGUCACAGUCCCUGCUACACACCGGGUCUGAAAUCGGUCAAAGUAGUUACAUUGUCCAAUGUAUGUCUAAUGUGGUUCCCCAGCGUGCCCUCGUCUGAACUGCGCUCUGUUACCAGUGGCCUUAUCAAGGUAAGCUGGAGGACACGCUCCUCUGGUUACACCUGAUAGCACCUAUCACAGGUGAUUUUACCAGCUUAGACCAAUCAGAGAGCCCCGCUGGGGAAACCGCUCCCAGUGUAGCGAGUAAAAGGGACAAGAGGGGGCGAGGUGCAGUUCACGUUCUGAGUAAUUUAUUGAAACAAAACUGUCCGAAACCGUUGUACCAAUGUCAAAGCUGAAACAGUGAAGUGUCUAACAUGGCAUUGAAGUGUCUAAUAAAAUCACAUUUUGCUAUUA